Molecule: messenger RNA, 498 nt
Organism: Diaporthe amygdali
Lineage: Eukaryota; Fungi; Ascomycota; Sordariomycetes; Diaporthales; Diaporthaceae
Exons: 2
Coding region: 1-498 (165 amino acids)
Source: RefSeq, a predicted model, not a curated record
AUGGUCGGAAAGGCACCUAGCGAAGGCACCAAGGUCACCCUCGGCGACAAGGCUCCCGUGACACAGGAAGGAGCAGGCAACGUCUCGGGCUCCCUCGCAGCCGAGUCGGCCCAGAGCGGCGGCGAGUUCUCCAACAACCGCAACGUCAACGAGUCGGGCGGCACCGACACAGGCGCCAAGCCCCCCGGCACGUCGUCAGCCAGCACAUCUACGUCGGGCGGAGCAGCGGCACCCGGCACGGCGCCGACAUAUGUCAACAACCAGUACGCCCGUGACUCGGGCGGCCCGCACGGCAAGAACAUCACCGAGGACCAGGAGCUGACGGGGCGGCCGGCCAAGUUCGACGUCGAGCCGGGCUCCAAGGAGGACCCCGCGCGGUUGGCGGAGCAGCACCUGCGGCUCAAGCAGACCCGCGGCGCGCCGGGCACGGGCGAGCGGCAGGACGGGGCCGGCGACCAGCAGCCGUAUGGGGUAUUGGACAAUGAGACCUCGGCAUGA